Messenger RNA from Hibiscus syriacus, 1869 nucleotides. Its product is annotated as rho GTPase-activating protein 5-like. The record is from RefSeq and is a predicted model, not a curated record. The transcript has 5 exons. Gene Ontology annotation, molecular function: GTPase activator activity. Lineage: Eukaryota; Viridiplantae; Streptophyta; Magnoliopsida; Malvales; Malvaceae. Gene Ontology annotation, biological process: signal transduction. Bases 176 to 1729 code for a protein of 517 amino acids.
UGGGAUUUUUGGGAGGGUAAAUGAAGAACAUCUUCGUCUCCUCCACCACCACCACCACCCACUUCUCUCUCCCUUUCCUAAAUUUCCAAUCUUUACACUUUGCUUCUUCACUCCUCAAAGCCUAAGCCAGCCAAGAUGAUUGUGUAACAAAGGGAAAGAAACCCUAAAAAGAGUGAUGAUAGUUGCUUCCUACCAUCCAAAUCUUUGCUUUAAUCCAACUCUAUAUAGACGCCAAAGAAAACCCUUUUUUUUGUUCCUUGGCUCUAAAUUUGUUGACCCCAAUAAAGGGUGGGAAAAGAGCAUUAUGACGGAAGUACUCCAAUCAUCCCCAUCUCACUUCCCUUCAUUUUCAAGCUCUAAUGUAAGCACUGUGGGGAAUAUAAUAGCCCAAGGGAGUGAUCAAGAAGAAGAAGAGAAUAGGCAAGAGGGAGAGAGGAAGGAAAGGGAAAGAGAAGGGGAUCAGCUGUCUUUGUUAACGCUUUUCUUGGCUGCAUUUAGGAAGUCUUUGAUUGGGUGUAGCCUUUCUGGAAGUAAAGAGAUUUGUUCAAUGGAAAUCGGGUUGCCUACGAAUUUCAGGCAUGUUGCUCAUGUAACUUUUGAUAGGUUCCAUGGAUUCCUUGGCUUGCCGGUUGAAUUUGAGCCUGAGGUACCCAGAAGAGCCCCCAGUGCCAGCGCGAGUGUGUUUGGAGUUUCGACUGAAUCUAUGCAGCUUUCACCCGACUCUAGAGGGAAUAGUGUGCCAACGAUACUACUCCUGAUGCAAAGUCAUUUAUAUGCCCGAGGAGGCCUCCAGGCAGAAGGAAUUUUCAGAAUUAAUGCUGAGAACAGUCAGGAGGAGUAUGUUAGGGAACAACUAAAUAGGGGAGUUAUACCAGAUGGGAUAGAUGUACAUUGCUUGGCUGGUCUUAUAAAGGCUUGGUUUAGGGAACUUCCUAGUGGCGUUUUGGAUUCUCUUCCUCCCGAGGAGGUAAUGGAAGCCCAGUCAGAAGAAGAGUGUGCUCGGCUUGUAAGGCUCCUUCCUCCAACCGAAGCUGCUCUACUGGAUUGGGCAAUAAAUUUAAUGGCUGAUGUUGUGCAAGUGGAACAUUUGAACAAGAUGAAUGCACGUAAUGUCGCGAUGGUGUUUGCUCCGAACAUGACUCAAAUGUCAGAUCCUUUAACUGCAUUGAUGCAUGCAGUCCAGGUGAUGAAUCUUCUGAAGACACUUAUUAUUAGAACACUUAAAGAAAGAGAAGAUUCCAUGAUAGACUCUAAUCCCGAUUCUCGCUCAGAGCCGUCUGAUAAGAAUGGACAGCAGAGCUUUUCGCAAUUACUCGAAGAUGCCAAUGAGGAGGUGAAAAACGAAAGUGAAGGAGAGAAAGCUUUUGUUGCUGAAGAACCUUCGGUAGAGAGCCCCCCUCACUCUGCUAAAGAGAAUUUGACCACCGAAAGUAGCUCUCAAGGUUUCCUGACUACAAUCGAUAACACUUGUGGUGGAAACCGAUCUACACUCGAUAAGUGCUCUUGCACGUUAGUGUCUCAAGUGAAUUCUUUAGCGAAUGGACUCGAAAAAGGCGGUAUCGGAAAGAACAGAGUUGAUCAAUCAAGUGCUUCGAGUCGAAAGAAGGGAACGAAAAAGGGAAAUGAAGAAUCAAUGGAGAAUGCAGGAGGAGGUGCUAGGAAGAAUAAAGGAACAAGGAUUGCUGGGCUGAUAAAUAUGAGAGCCGAGCUUUUCGAAGCUUGGAGAUGAAUGAAUGCUAACAUUGUGUAGCCAUGGGUGGCAAAAUGCCAACUGCUAGUAACUUGUGUUCUGGUUUCUUUUUGUUCUUUCUCUUGGAAAUAUUGUGUAUGAAUUUAUGCCUGAUUUUGAGUGCAGUUUUUUUUCCCUUC